UGCUCUGAUUUCAUUUCUAGUAUCUCUUGCUACCCCGCGCCAAACGAUUCACAAGCGGCGGCGGCCAGCCAGUUGUCAUUGUAGCCUCUGCACAAGCAUUGAUGUUGUGCCACGGUAAAAGAAAUAAACGCUUCUUGUUGUGUCUCUCUGUAAAAGCCAAAAACGUUUAAGGCAAUUUCCCGCCGUUGUAAUGCCAUACGAAACGUCAUAUUGGUAAUUCGUUGUUUUGCCUUGUACGCCUUCUCCAGAAAUAUCCAACAGCAGCGAGUGGAUUUGUAUGGCUAGCUGGAAAGCUUUGCCUCGACGUAACAAAAAGAGGAAAACAACAUAGACUCCAGGAAAAAGGGGUGGUAAAUACCCAUAACCGCCCUCUAAAUCUUCUGCCGCUGUAGCUGUUGCUGACGUCGCCGUCGCCGUCCCUCUCUAUAAUGGUGGUUGCUGUUUGCUGCUGGAUAUUUAUGAACAUCGUUGUGUCUUAGGCUAUGUGUGAGUGUGUGUGUGUGCGUGCUAAGUGAAUAUAGAUUUUUUUUGGGUAUCUCCGGCGGGCGGCGCGUUUCCGUUUUCCCAGCCUGACUGCAUUGUCAUUCGUUUAUGGUUACUCGUAAAGCAGACAACAGACAAAACAAAUACCGCUCGUUUAACCUCAUUACCAAUCAAUCCCCAUCAGAAUUGAUACAACAAUCCGUGGGCCACCACACAUCAGACGCUCGGAACAAAAGUCACUCAGUCAGUUAGUCCGCCAGUUAGCUAGUCUAGUCUUGUUAGCGAAAUUGCCAUCAUUUUGGAUUCACUCUCUGUCUCUGUGUGUUGUCGCCUGUCUCCUCCGUGUGUAGAUCAAAGCGAACGAAGCUCAUUCAUUCUAAUUACCCCCGGCUGGAUUAAAUUAUUAAAACAGUUAAGCCGUCGUGGAUUUGGACUCCAAAGCUUUUUAAGUUAAUAACAACAACAACAACAACGACAGCAGCAGCAAAAAAGAAAAUACAAAAAAUAAAAUAGCAACAAAAACAAACAAGUUUACAAAAAAAAAAAAAAAAAAAUUGUGCCGCGAUUAAGUGAUUAUGAAUCACAAUUCCCCAGCAGCAGUGAAAGUGUGGUGAAAACAAAAGAAAAACCCCAAAACGAAAUCAAAUUGAAUUAAAUUGAAUAACAAAAACAAAAACCAUGCAAACGAAUAAAACAAAUCAAAACACAAAUCAAUAAAUCGUUGAAAUCCUUUUUUUUUUCAAAUAUUGGAUAAAAAUCAUCUGCAAUAAUUUGCUGUUUAUUGAAUAACUUUAAAGCCGGCGUAAAGAAAAUUCCAACAAUUCACUAAAACGAAAUUCUGCUAAACGUCAAUAACUCAAACAAAAUUCCAAAGAGAUUAAACAAGGCGUUGGGUCAUAAAAAUCAAUCAUUAACCGGCCAUAAAAUAAAACAUUAAAUAUUUAAAAAAUAUAUGCAAAACAAAAGUCAUAAAAAUUUAACGCCAACGCCUUCUCGUCUUCUCUGAUUAUAGUUCUUCUUCUGCAAGGAGACUAUAGCUGAAAAAAAAAGAAUUUUUGGAAAAAAGUGUAAAAUCGUGUAAAGAAAGAAAAAAAAAUAGAAGUGGAUUAAAGAAGAACAAAAAAAAAAAAACACAAGAAGCUACAUUAAUCUUUUGUAGAGAACACAAGAAAUACAUUCGAAAAGAUCUUGUUCGCAUAAUUCUUCAUCUCUUGGGUGUCUUGCAACGGCUUGAAAAUUGUAAACUUUACCCCAGUGUACGAUACCGGCCUCACCACGACGACUACAUUUUUGCAACACUUCAAGGACGUCGUCACGACGAAGUUCUCGGGCAGAGAUCAUCAUCUGCCUCCGUUACAUCCGCAUCACCAACAAAGCACCCUGCACGGCCACCAUCAGCCACACCAAGCUGUGGCUCAAGGAUUUUCCACCAUUUUCCCCACAUAUUUAGGUAUGGAUCGCGCCAGCGGCGGCAAUGCUGCUGGCGGUGGUCAUGGUGUAACAUCAGCACCGAUUGGCGUUGGGGUGGGCGGUGCCCUUAAUGGACUGGAAGCGAUGUCGGCCGAAUCGACUGGCCUGUGUCUGCAGGAUUUGGUUAGUGCCGGGACAGCGGCCGGCGCCGGAUCGGCCGGUUCAGCGGAGAGUGCCACCACAACCAGUACGGCAAUGAGUAGCGGCAGUACCACAGGCAGUUCAACUGUAAAUAGCAAUGCCUCCGUCGGUGGCGGCAGUGAUCAUAUGCAUAAUCAUCACAGUUUACAUGAUUCCAGUUCGUCGGUUAGCAUUUCACCUGCCAUUUCGAGUCUAAUGCCAAUUGGUAGUCUUGGCCAUUUGCAUCAUGGCGGUCAGGAUUUGGUUAGCGGUUAUUCGCAGCAUCCACAUCAUAGUGUCGUACCCCCGCAUACACCGAAACAUGAACCGUUGGAAAAGCUCCGAAUUUGGGCUGAGACCGGUGAUUUUCGUGAUAGUCAUAGUUCUAUGGCCGCCGUAGCAAAUGGUUUGGAACCAUCUCAUCUAAAUAAUUUCCAAAAUUCAUCGUCAGCAUCAUCGAAUCUGGCCAAUCGGAGUAGAGAUCGCAAAGAUGGUAACAAUCGCUCCCUCAACGAGACGACCAUUAAAACCGAAAACAUAUCAAAUUCCGGUCAUGAUGAGCCAAUGACAACGACCACCGAUGAACCGAAAAACGAUAAGAAAAACAAACGUCAGCGACGUCAGCGGACACACUUUACAUCGCAGCAAUUACAGGAGCUGGAGCAUACCUUUAGUCGUAAUCGUUAUCCGGAUAUGUCGACACGUGAAGAAAUUGCCAUGUGGACAAAUUUGACAGAGGCCCGCGUUAGGGUGUGGUUCAAGAAUCGUCGUGCCAAGUGGCGUAAACGUGAACGCAAUGCCAUGAACGCCGCCGUUGCUGCUGCCGAUUUCAAGUCCGGUUUCGGUACACAAUUUAUGCAACCCUUUGCCGAUGAUUCCCUCUACUCAUCGUACACGUAUAACAAUUGGACCAAAGUACCCUCACCGUUGGGCGCCAAACCGUUCCCAUGGCCGGUAAAUCAUUUGGGUUCGAUGGUGACGACCAAUCAUCAUCAGAAUUCGGUGAAUUGUUUUAAUACCGGUGCCAGUGGUGUGGCGGUUAGUAUGAAUAACACGAUGCUGCCCGGUACCAUGGGUACAACAUUGACAAAUAGCAAUGUUGGAGCUGCUCCCUGCCCAUAUAGUACACCUGCCAAUCCAUAUAUGUAUCGUGCAGCGGCAGAACCCUGUAUGACAUCGAGUAUGUCGUCGAGCAUUGCCACGUUACGUCUGAAGGCCAAACAGCAUACGACCGGUUUUAGCAGUCCCUAUUCGGCCCCAUCACCGGUAUCGCGCUCAAAUUCGGCGGGUCUUUCGGCAUGCCAGUAUACCGGCGUGGCUGAUGUUGUCUGAGAAAACGCCCUUGGGGCUUUGCUGAAUCAACACCAACACCAUUUGCAUAAUUUUUCUUCGGGUAAUCAUAGUGGUUCAAGCGGUAGUGGCGGAGGCGGCGGCGGCGGCGGUGGAGGAGGUAGUAACGGCAACCAUUGUGUUAACUUGAAUACAAAUCUACAACAUCAUUUAAAUCAUCAUGGCAACAACAAUUCCUUGCUGCACAACAACAACUUGUUGAUGGAUCACCAUCACGGUGAUGGCGGUGACAACAAAUCGCCGCAUGAUCAUCAACAUUCCGAUAUGGGUGGCAAUGGUGGUGGUGGUGGUGGAAAUGGUGGCAGCGGUAGUGGAGGCAGUUCGAAUGGUCUCAUGGGCUCCAAUGGCAACACUGAUGGCGGGGAAGACGACGAAGAUGUUAUCGACUAAAGCAAGUCCCUGGAAAAUUACAAACAACCGCCAAUCUCUCCACAGGGGGGGAAAUAUCAAAAUCUUAGAUUUAAGUUCUAUGGAAAUAUAGUUGAAAGAAAGGAGAGAAAUCAAUCAACGUGUUUUUUAGCAAAAAAGUAAUAAUUGUUAUUUGUAAAAAUCCAAAGAAAAAAAAUGAAAAAAAUCGACGUAAAUGAUAAAAAGCCCAAAAAAUCAGUCAUAAGUUCGUAGUUUUCUAAGACAAGAUAAUAAUAACGAAAUUGUAAUUUAUAAAAUAUGAGAUCAAAUGUUUUUGGAAACCGAUAAGAGAAGAACACAACCAAUGAUGCAACCCAGCGAAUUUUUCUUAAAAUGAAAACCGCUGACACAGAGUUGCCAUGUGUUUUUGUGUUUAGUUUCCAAAAGUAAUAAAUAUGGUAAAAUGUAUUUUUUAAAAUACUUAAAAAAAGAACAAUAACUACUUUAGAUCGUAAACAUAAUUUUUAUUUCAUUAUUUAACAUGAAAACCAAAGCAAACUAUAUUUAAAAUCAUGAUUUCAUUUAUUUUUCUGGUCAUAAUUUUCCGUUCAGUUGUGUUAAGCGUAAUUUAGUAGUCACAAACGAAAACCCCAAAAAUUGUAAAUAUUAAAGAAAUUUUUAGGAUAACAAUCCCCCAAAGAAGUAUCGACAACAAAACCAAAAAUUAUUUUAAUUUAUACCAAAAAAACAAAAUCAAUUAUUUAAAUAAUUUUUUUCUUUAGCAUUUCUUUUCUCAUUUUUCAUUACUCCCUUAGACGAUUUAUUUGCAUUUCUUUUCAUUAAUUUCAAAAAAAAAUGUAUUUCAAUUUUAGAUUUUUAUUCAAGAAAAAUACCUAUUUUCAAUAAUUUUAAUUUUAAGUAAUUUUUUAUUGUAAUUCGUGUUAUUGCAAAACCUAUAAAUAGACUUCUUAUCAUCUCUAUACAUAUUAUUAUUAUUAUUAUUAUUGUAAUUGUAAAACAAAUUAAAAAUAUGAAUAAUCGAAGAUAAAACCAAAAAAAAAAAAAGAUUAAAAUAUCUCUAAUAAAUCCACACAACAACAACAACAAUAAUAAAAACAACACAAACAAACAACCGUUUUUAUGAUGUUGUCUAGUCGUAUAAAAAAUUGAAAUAUAACAACAACAAAAUUAUUAAUAAUUCAAAUUAAUACAAAACAAACAAACCAAAAAAAACACAUGUCUAGUUUCUAAGGACUUUAAUCAAAACAACCACACAAAAAAAAAGGAAGAACAAUAAAAAUUUAAUAAAAAUCCAAAAA
Musca domestica (house fly) is the source of this 5090-nucleotide messenger RNA. RefSeq names its product pituitary homeobox homolog Ptx1 (gene Ptx1). NCBI's taxonomy places the organism in Eukaryota, Metazoa, Arthropoda, Insecta, Diptera, Muscidae. Gene Ontology annotation, molecular function: RNA polymerase II cis-regulatory region sequence-specific DNA binding; DNA-binding transcription factor activity, RNA polymerase II-specific. The record is from RefSeq and is a predicted model, not a curated record. Gene Ontology annotation, biological process: regulation of transcription by RNA polymerase II; anatomical structure morphogenesis. The coding region runs from base 1936 to 3405 and encodes 489 amino acids. The transcript has 5 exons. Gene Ontology annotation, cellular component: nucleus.